AACAGAUUAAUUAAACGGCAAACAAAAAAUUAGAUGCCAUAUUUUUUGUGUUUUUUCCCCUUAAAAUUUUGACUUGGACGGAGGUAGAUCCUGUUGGUAGAGAGAGCACUAACGACGAUCAUCGAGCGAUGGAUUUGGCUGAACUAUGGGCUAUUUUCGGACCCGGGUUCUCCGGCGCAGUCUUCGGAACCGGGUGGUGGUUUUGGGUUGACGCCGUCGUGUGCAGUUCCAUUCAAGUUCCCUUCGUCCAUUACCUUCCCGGCAUAUUCGCAUCUCUCGGAGCUUUGAUGUUCAAUUGCGUCAGAAAAGAAGACAUUGAUUACUCUCCUUAUGACGAAGGCGAGUGGAGAUUGAAGCUAUGGCUUUUCAUAGCGUAUGUCGUAGCGUUUGUUUCCUUAGCUGCAUCUGUUGGCUUGCUGAUUCAAGAUUCGGUCGUCAAGACUGGGCCUUCGACUUGGACUGGUGUGGCUGGUGUUUUUCAAUGCGUGUUUGUAUUGAUAAGUGGGCUAAUGUAUUGGACGUCACAUUCAGAGUAAGUAGACGCACAGGCCCAUACUUCAUCUCCGACUCAAAUACAUUCUGUGACAACAUAAGUUCCUAUCUUUUUCUCACUCUGUAAAUUCCUGUGUCUUGUCUGGUCAGCUUGACCUUGUUCUAGAUUCCUCUGUUGCAUCAGUGUGUUUGUGUUAAACUUUGUUGCUGUUAUUGAAUAUCCACCUUUAGUACAAGAAUAUAAGUUGAACUCCAAAUCAA
Camelina sativa (false flax) is the source of this 753-nucleotide messenger RNA. RefSeq lists its product as uncharacterized. NCBI's taxonomy places the organism in Eukaryota, Viridiplantae, Streptophyta, Magnoliopsida, Brassicales, Brassicaceae. The record is from RefSeq and is a predicted model, not a curated record.